This is a messenger RNA of Myotis lucifugus (little brown bat), 2548 nucleotides long. Its product is annotated as zinc finger protein 883-like. NCBI's taxonomy places the organism in Eukaryota, Metazoa, Chordata, Mammalia, Chiroptera, Vespertilionidae. Gene Ontology annotation, cellular component: nucleus. The record is from RefSeq and is a predicted model, not a curated record. The coding region runs from base 64 to 1743 and encodes 559 amino acids. The transcript has a single exon.
AUCAUGCCUAAUCAUGACAGAUAAACAUUUGUGGUGAAGAUAUUCUGUUUUCAUAAGGUCAACAUGUACCUCACCAGCGUUUCCUUUUGUUCAGGUUGCUGCUGUGGAGCAGAGAAUGUGGAGGCACCGAUUGAGCAGAAGGUUUCUGUAAGAGCGUCACAGGCAAGGAAUCCCAAGGUAGCCUUGUCUUCCCAGAAGAGCCACCCCUGUGAUGGUUGUGAGCCAGUCUUGAAAAAUAUUUUCCACAUUAUUGACCUACAGGGAACACAACGCAGCCAGAUACCGUUGAGGUGCGGGGCAUGCGCAAAACGAUUUUAUUUCAGUACAAAAUUUCACCAGGACCAGGAGCAACAUAUGAGAGAGAAGCAUUCCGUCGGUGGUGUGGACAGGAUCUCACUUGCAGACGGCGGCAAUUUCAAUGCCUCGCAGAAGCAUUUUACCUGCGGAGAGGUUGGGCCGGACAUCCUUAUGGGGUCAGGACAUCACCAAAAGGCUACUCAGACCGGGGAUAAGUCAAAUGAAAUAUCGAUGUCUGCCAUGACUUUUCAAAGCAGAAAAAAUUAUUACACCAGGAAAGAAUAUAAGAGAGCAAUUGGCCGCAAGCACACAUUUGUUCAAGACAAGAGCACUUGUACUAGAAGACAGCGUUUAGUGUGCCAUGAAUGUGGAAAGUAUUUUACCAGACUGUCUAGUUUUUUUUAUCAUCAGAGACUUCACACUGGAGAAAAGCCCUUUAAGUGCAGUGAAUGUGGGAAAUCUUAUACCGGUAGCACUGGUCUCCUUUAUCAUCAGAGAAUUCACACUGGAGAAAGGCCCUAUGAGUGCAGUGAAUGUGGGAAAUCUUUUAGCAGGAUCGAUUCCCUUCGUAUUCAUCUGAGAGUUCACAGUGGUGAAAGGCCUUAUAAGUGCCAUGAAUGUGGGAAAUCUUUUACCACCAGCACUGGUAUUCGUCAUCAUCAGAGAUUUCACACCGGAGAAAAGCCGUAUAAGUGCAGUGAAUGUGGGAGAUCUUUUACCAGUAGCACUAGCCUUUGUUAUCAUCAGAGACUUCACAGAGGAGAAAGGCCUUAUGAGUGCAGUGAAUGUGGGAAAUCUUUUACCUGUAGUAGCAGCCUCCGUUAUCAUCAGAGAUUUCACACAGGAGAGAGGCCUUAUGAGUGCAGCGAAUGUGGGAAAACUUUUACCAUGAUUAGAUGCCUUCGUCGUCAUCAGAUAAUUCACACGGGAGAAAGGCCUUACGAGUGCAGCGAAUGUGGAAAAUCUUUUACCAUGAUCCAUUAUCUUCGUCGCCAUCGCAGUGUUCACACCGGAGAAAGACCUUAUGAGUGCAGCGAAUGUGGCAAAUCCUUUACCACAAUUUAUAGCCUUCGUAAUCAUCGGAGAUUUCAUACAGGAGAAAAGCCUUACGAGUGCAGUGAAUGUGGAGAAUCGUUUUCCAUGCUCUAUUCCCUUCGUAGUCACCAGAGAGUUCACACUAGAGAAAGGCCUUAUGAGUGCAGUGAAUGUGGGAAAUCUUUUAUCAGUAGCAGUGGCCUCCGCUAUCACCAGAGACUUCACACUGGAGAAAGGCCUUAUGAGUGCAGUGAAUGUGGGAAAUCUUUUACCAAGAACCAAUCCCUUCUUUAUCAUCAGAGAAUUCACACCAGACAAGGCCCUUAUGAGUGCACUGAAUGUGGAAAAACUUUUACCGGUAUCCUAAGCCUUCGUAGCCACCAGAGAGUUCACACUAGAGAAAGGACUUAGGAGUGUCGUUCAUGUGGCAAAUUUUGUACCCAAAAUUCUAGCCUUAUUCUGCACAUAAGGCUUCACAUGGGAAGAAGGUUGUCUAUGCAUAGGAAAUGUACAAUUUUCAAGGUCAGUCUUAACAAUACUAUAGGAAACUCUAUUUGUCUGACUUGAAUCUCAUACAUUCGAAUGUCAAAAGUAGGGAGAUUCCCUAUAAACUUAUCUGAAAAUCAUGUGUGUGUAUGUUGCACUUUCUAAUUUACACAGGUGUCCUGCCAGAUCUAUGUCCCCGAAUGUGUCUGUUGCUGAAGCAAUGUCACCUGUACCACCUAUACCAGCGGUUCUCAACCUGUGGGUCGAGACCCCUUUGGCGGUCGAGCGACCCUUUCACAGGGGUCGCCUAAGACCAUCAGAAAAUACUUUCCGAUGGUCUUAGGAACCGAGACACUGCUCAUUUAUUCGUCUCCAGGUGGAUCCGCCCACAUACGAGUACCCGGCGUAUUAAAGGGUCGCAGCAUUAGGAAGGUUGAGAACCACUGACCUAUACGGUGUCCUCAGAUGGCAUCAGUCACCAUCCUCAUUGGCGCAGGGAAGCUAACUCUGUUCUCUGAUUUGUUGGAGACUAGGACCAGCCUUUUCUUAGAUGUGUAUUUGCUACCCCUGUAUCCGUAGGAAAAUGUCUGGUUAAUCGUCCUGCCUGAUCUGGUAUGAGUUUUGGCAAUUUUCUUUAACAGAAGGGAAGCGGGACAACAAAGAUGGAUGUUGGAAUUUCACUCAUUUUGUGCCAUUUUUUGCUUUAUAAAAUAAAUGUUUCUUUCCUGUA